Elaeis guineensis (African oil palm) is the source of this 1830-nucleotide messenger RNA. NCBI's taxonomy places the organism in Eukaryota, Viridiplantae, Streptophyta, Magnoliopsida, Arecales, Arecaceae. The record is from RefSeq and is a predicted model, not a curated record.
UUUCCAAUUAGACCACUUGUUGAGUAGAGAAGAUAACAAAGAGAAAAUUACGGUGAUUGGAGGAUUACCUUCCCAAAUCUCAAAAAUCGGAUACAUAUAAACCGACCUCCAAGGCAUGGCUUCAAUACCAAACCAAGUAUUGACCAAUCCCCCAGCCCCACCCUUCCAGCCACCAUCUUCUCCAAUCCCCAAUGAGCUCGGAGAUCCAACUCCAUGCCCCCGGAGAGGGAGGAGGUGAUGGUGGCUGCGGCCGCUCUCCACCUAGUAAUAAAUUGCCAGGGCCCAUGGGAUCCUCAUCAAGUCCCAUCCAAGAAUCCAUGCUCCCAAAACCCAAUCCAUCGAGAGCCAACAAGCUGACACUCAUCCCCCUCAUCUUCCUCAUCUACUUCGAGGUGGCCGGCGGCCCCUACGGCGCGGAGCCAGCCGUCGAGGCGGCGGGGCCCCUGCUCGCCCUCCUCGGCUUCCUUAUCUUCCCCUUCAUCUGGAGCAUCCCAGAGUCGCUCGUGACGGCGGAGCUGGCCACCGCCAUCCCGGGCAACGGUGGCUUCGUCCUCUGGGCGGACCGCGCCUUCGGCUCCUUUCCCGGCUUUAUGAUGGGAAGCUGGAAGUUCCUCAGCGGCGUCAUCAACAGCGCCGCCUUCCCGGUCCUCUGCGCCGACUACCUUGCCCGCGCCGCCCCGGUGCUCGGCGACGGCCUCCCCCGCGACGCCACCGUCACCGGGAUGAACCUCCUGCUAUCGUUCGUCAACUACACGGGCCUGACCAUAGUCGGGUACACGGCGGUGGCGCUGGGGAUCGUAUCGCUGAUGCCAUUCGUGCUGAUGUCGGCGAUCGCGGUGCCGAGGCUCCAUCCGAGGCGGUGGCUGGAAGGGGGGAAGGACAGGGACUGGAGGCUGUUCUUCAAUACGCUGUUCUGGAAUCUCAACUUCUGGGACAGCGCCAGCACGAUGGCCGGGGAGGUGGACAGGCCGGAGAGGACGUUCCCCAGGGCGCUGCUGGUGGCGGGGCUGAUGACCACGCUUGGCUACCUCCUGCCGCUGAUGGCGGCCAUCGGGGCCACCGAUGCUCCGCAGGACGCGUGGGGCGACGGCUUCUUCGCCGACGCCGCAGGCAUUAUCGCUGGGAAGUGGCUCAAAUAUUGGAUAGAGGUGGGAGCGGUGUUGUCAGCGAUGGGGCUCUACGAAGCUCAACUGAGCAGCAGCGCAUUUCAGCUGCUGGGGAUGGCAGACCUUGGCUUGCUUCCUCGCAUCUUCGCCUCCAGGGCCAAGUGGUUCAAAACCCCCUGGAUGGGGAUCUUGAUAUCGAGCCUCAUCACCCUCGCCAUUUCCUUCAUGAACUUCGAUGACAUUAUCUCGUCUGCAAAUUUCCUUUACAGCCUUGGGAUGCUCAUGGAGUUUGCUGCAUUCCUGUGGCUAAGAAGGAAGGACCCCAACCUUGAGCGGCCUUACCGUGUGCCCAUGAGGCUGCCGGGCCUGAUGCUCUUGUGCUUGGUUCCCUCAGCAUUCCUGCUCUUUGUGAUGGCCAUUGCAACCUGGAAGGUGUUUGUGAUCAGUGCUGGGUUGACAGCGUUCGCUGUUGGAGUUUAUUUUGUAAUGGGAUUUUGUAGGAAUAGAGGAUGCCUGAAAUUUAACAAAGGGGAACAGAUGGGUGAGGAGAUGAGAGAAGAUGAGAAAAGUGGUGAGGUGUGAGGGUUGGCGCUAGCUUAUCAAGUUGUGGAGGACAAAAUCAAGCUCUGUAUGUACUGAAUUAAAGGACACUGACACCCAAGUCGGUCGUAGGAAUGUAAUUAAUAUUGCAUGAUUUAUAUAUAUAUUCACCGUCAUUUUUAUA